ACUUUAUAUUGGCUACUAGUAAUUUAUAUAUUUUAAAUGCAAGUGUAUUAUAGUUGGACACCCUAGCUGUCAGAGUGCGAAUAACAGCGUUAAAGAAAUGGUUGUAUUAAAACAUUUCAAGAUUAUUUGCGCCAUCUGGCGGACAGUCUCAGAACUGCAUCAACACCUCCGCGCACUUUAUCCGGAAAUAUCGUUUUGAGAAGUUCCUCCGGAGCUUCCUGUCUGUUAAUCCACUUGUUGAGCAGAGGAGAGGGGCGGGGAAGCGCUUACGGACUUAUAUUUUCGCCAGAACUCCAAUCAUGUCGCAGGCAAACGGGUAAACGGCGCCCAGACAGAGCAGCAAAGCCGGCAGUUGAGCACCAUGUUGAGUUUGAGCAGAGCUGGUGUCCUCGGCGCCUCCGUCGCUGUGGCGGGAGGAGUCGCUUAUCUUAUCUGGAACUAUGCGUCCUCCUCCAGGGAGGAGAAGCCCGAAACACGCCUGGGAGAGGACGGUGAAAGUGACAGAGAGCAGAGAGAAGGAGAGGAGGAGAUAAGAGAGGAAGAGACUCCGGUGAUUAAAGCUGAGCAGCAGCAGCAGACACAGUUUACUGAGCCCUCAACCGCCGUGGUUGAACCUGUAGCAGCUGCUGAAGCUCGGAACACAUCACAGUCCCAGCCUGUGGAGUCAGGGGGAACACAGGUUCUGGUUCUGGGUCUCGAUGGAUCCGGAAAGACCAGCCUGCUGCAGUCUUUGUCCACCGGCCGCCUGGAGCAGGACAUACAGCCGACACAGGGCUUCAACGCUGUCUCCAUCAACAGAGAUGAGUGCUAUAUCGAGUUUCUGGAAAUUGGAGGUAAAGAGGAUCUGCGGCCAUACUGGCAGAAAUACAUGCCCAAAGCACUGCUGCUGGUGUUUGUAGUCGACUCGUCCAACCCGCAGCUCUUUCCAGUGGCGAAGAAACACCUACACGAGCUGCUGGCCUCUUACCCGAGCCUGGCUUUAAUGGUGCUGGCCAACAAACAGCAGGAAACGACUAAAUGGAGAUUUUCAGAUAUCAAGAUAAGCUGCAGCUGCCUGAAGUUUGGGAAAGGCUGCAUUAGGCAUCGAUGAACACACCUCAUCACAGUCUUGUGACACUGAUAUCACUCCCACUAAGCUCCUCUGUACGACAUGUUCAGCUUUUUAGUAAAAUGCAUGUCUGUGCCACAUAAACAUUUUAAUGUGCACCAGUGAUGUUACUGGUAGAUGUGUGCUCCUUCCCUCUGCACGAGCUGUGGGUAGCGAUCCAAAGGAUAGAACACCUUGGUCAGGGUUCAAAGCGAGCUAAGUUGAUCUUAAAAUGUGACGUCAACAGACUGCAUGUCACCGAUUGGCCAGUCAAUGGCGUCACUCGAUAAGGCAUGAGAGCAACUUGCCAUUUUUAAACCCUGGUAAUGAAAAAAAUGGCUGCACGAGAACCAACACCAUGGUUCAGUGAUGAGGUGCAGACGUUUUUGAGCUCUAUGGCUGAUGAUGGAAUCCAGAGGAAGCUAGAUGGAGCGGCAGAGUCAGACAGAGCUUGCUAUGUGACGACAAAAUGGAGGAACAUGUUGGUGUCCUCCACAAGCAUCUUAUGCUUAAUCUAUACUUAUGGAACCAAUCUCCAUCCAUAUUUGGGAUAUAGCCAAGAAAUGAGGUUUAAAAAGUGAUGGCAUCUGGCAUCACCUUCAUGGAUAUUUAAUACGUCCAACCAGUGCAUAAGUAAAAUAUUGGUAUACAUAUGCUAAGCAUUUAGUUGCAGACAGCCAGGUCUGCAGCAUUUGUGCAUGCACAUUGUCUGGAGCUGUAAACUUGCAAGCACAGUAUAAACAGAUUCAGGUAAAAAACUGUUAGAUUUGUGCAUAAAGUAUACAGUUGAAGUACAGAGUUGUGCUGUAGUAUCCUUAUAGCAAAUGCACAGUUCAGAAAAGUGCAGGUGUUUUAAAACUGAAGGAUAUGGCAGUUUAUCACUUGCAUUUCCUUUUGACUUGUAUCUGUUUGCAUUUUCUGUCCAUCUAAAAAGCACGUUUGUCAAUUUUGAUGUCACAAAAUAAAAUCUGAAAGAUGGCUUCCAUCCUUUUCUCAUUUUCAUAUUUUGGGUUCAAAUCAGUGAAGCAGCAGACCCUGCAAAUUUUAUUCUGCUGUAAUUCGGUGGUGGAUAAAUUGUCAGUAAAGAUUUCUCAGACAUUACACAUAUCCCUUCAAAUAUGUUCAUCUUUAUAUUUUUUAGAUAAUAUAGGAGUAUAUCAUCCUUAUCUUAC
Oreochromis niloticus (Nile tilapia) is the source of this 2259-nucleotide messenger RNA. It is a transcript of the gene arl9, whose product is annotated as ADP-ribosylation factor-like 9. Bases 362 to 1090 code for a protein of 242 amino acids. Gene Ontology annotation, molecular function: GTP binding; GTPase activity. NCBI's taxonomy places the organism in Eukaryota, Metazoa, Chordata, Actinopteri, Cichliformes, Cichlidae. The transcript is spliced from 4 exons. The record is from RefSeq and is a predicted model, not a curated record.